CACUACAUCUGAGGAGAAAACAACUUCACAUCUUCCACCAAGAAGGAUGGAUAGAAGGCUGCUUGAGGCGGCUCAAACAGGAAAUGUCCAACACUUGCACCAAUUGCUUAAAGAAAGCCCCCAUAUCCUCCAUUCUGUUGCAUUGGCUUCUGCCGAGAAUCCCUUACACGUUGCUUCCAUCGGCGGCCAUGUUGAGUUUGCCAAGGAGAUCCUACGGUGGAAACCAGAGUUUGCCAGAGAAUUGAAUCAAGAUGGUCUUAGCCCCAUGCACAUGGCGUCAGCCAACAGACACGUGGAGAUCGUCAGAGAGCUGCUGAGAGUUGACGGAAAUCUGUGUCGUUUGGAGGGGAGGGAGAAGAAGACUCCUCUUCAUUAUGCAGCUGUUAAAGGAAGGGUUGACGUGAUAGCUGAAAUGCUUUUGGCUUGUCCAGAGUGUGUUGAAGAUGUUUCUGUGCAUGGGGAGACUGCUUUGCACCUUGCUGUGAAGCACAGCCAAUUUGAAGCAGUCAAAGUUUUGGUAGAAUGGGUCGGAGAGAUGAAGAAAAAUACUGUGAAUUUCAAGGAUGAGCAAGGGAAUACAAUUCUUCACAUAGCGGCAUGGAAAAAGCAACGCCAGGUGAUAGAGUUGUUGCUCUGCAAUGGAGCUACAACUUCCCUUGCCAUGGAAGUAAACGCCAUCAACCAUAGCGGUCUAACCGCCCUCGACUUGCUAAUGAUUUUCCCAAGCGAAGCUGGUGAUAGAGAAAUCCAAGAGAUCCUUAGAGCUGCAGGAGCCAUCAGCGCAAGAGAUGGCCACAAUCUUCUCACUCCCGCUGCCUCCUCUCUUAACCGAACGGCAGCAUCAAGGACAAGGAGCUCUCUUAUGCAGCCCAAGAAUAUGGUGGAGUAUUUCAAGUUCAAAAAGGGUCGAGAUUCUCCCAGCCAUGCUCGUGACUCCUUGCUUGUUAUCUCUGUUCUCGUGGCAACUGCAACAUACCAAGUGGGAUUGAGUCCCCCCGGUGGCGUUUGGGUGGAUGGUGAUCUAAGAGGGCAGGCAAUAAUGGGUUAUAAUAGCCCAGUUACGUUUCUAUUUUUCAUGCUUUUCAACUCUGUUGGGUUUUCGGUGUCUCUUUUCAUGAUCAAGAUCCUCACCGCCAAUUUUCCAAUGCAUUUCGAGCUUCAGAUCAGCACGGCCACCAUGUUCGUCACGUAUGGUAUUGCAGUGGUUACCAUUGCGCCAAAUCGGCUGAAGCUCUACAUAACUAUAUUUACAUCAGUUUUGCCUUCAAUGGUGUGGCCCGUUGCCAGGGGGGUGAGACAUCUUAUAUGGAAGCUUAGAAAUUCAUACAGAUUAAGCUCUGAAUGCUAGCCGUGAAUCGGAUUUAAUCUGUAUAAUUUUCUCGAAUGAGUGCAAUUCAUAGAAGUGCCUUUUCAAUCAGCCUACCAUGUGAACAGUCACCUAAACAGCU
Messenger RNA from Corylus avellana, 1448 nucleotides. Its product is annotated as Ankyrin repeat family protein. Gene Ontology annotation, molecular function: protein binding. The record is from RefSeq and is a predicted model, not a curated record. NCBI's taxonomy places the organism in Eukaryota, Viridiplantae, Streptophyta, Magnoliopsida, Fagales, Betulaceae.